AUGGUUAGAUUGAAAAGUAGGUACGUUUUAUUUGAGGUGAUAUAUCCUCCAAAGGAAUUGUCGUCAAAGGGUUCUUUGGAAAAUCCAAUAUUAUUAGGUCAUAAAUCUUCACCUGAAGUAAUCUCAGGGAAAUUAAUCUUGCAAGAGAUACGACGUUCUUUACAAUUGCAUCUAGGAGACUACGGUUAUGGGAAAGUUAACUCUUUAUUACAAUUGAAAUAUUUCUCUAAUAAUACCUCAACUGGUAUACUACGAUGUCAUCGCGAAGAUGUAGAUUUAUUAUUAGUUGCUUUGUUUUAUAUCAAUAGAUUGAAUAAUAAUGACAAUGAUAUUAAUUUUAUAAUCAAUCCAGUUAAGAUUAGUGGAACAAUUAAAAAAAUUGAACAAUAUGCAAUGGUUAGAAGUAAUAGAUUAUUAGAAUCAUUAAAAAAAAAAAAUACUAAUAAAGAUAAAUUUAAAGUCUUCCUUUCAAAUGAUUUUCAAAAUGUACGUGAGGACCACGAUAACGAUAAUAUCGAGUAA
Maudiozyma barnettii is the source of this 522-nucleotide messenger RNA. It is a transcript of the gene POP5, whose product is annotated as RNA-binding protein POP5. Bases 1 to 522 code for a protein of 173 amino acids. Gene Ontology annotation, molecular function: ribonuclease P RNA binding. The record is from RefSeq and is a predicted model, not a curated record. Gene Ontology annotation, cellular component: ribonuclease P complex. The transcript has a single exon. Gene Ontology annotation, biological process: tRNA 5'-leader removal. NCBI's taxonomy places the organism in Eukaryota, Fungi, Ascomycota, Saccharomycetes, Saccharomycetales, Saccharomycetaceae.